This is a messenger RNA of Lucilia sericata (common green bottle fly), 4839 nucleotides long. RefSeq names its product DNA topoisomerase 2-binding protein 1 (gene mus101). The transcript has 5 exons. Lineage: Eukaryota; Metazoa; Arthropoda; Insecta; Diptera; Calliphoridae. Bases 155 to 4636 code for a protein of 1493 amino acids. Gene Ontology annotation, biological process: mitotic G2 DNA damage checkpoint signaling; mitotic DNA replication checkpoint signaling; DNA replication initiation. The record is from RefSeq and is a predicted model, not a curated record.
UUAAAAAAUAUGACAGUUGUAAAAUUAAAUUUUUUGGCGGACGACUUGCAUCGACAAACGCAAAUAUCGUAAAAGAGUUGCAAAAUUAUUCCAAACAAUAAUAAAAAGCAUUUUCUUUAAACAACAAUUAACACUUAUCAAUAAAUAAAUAUAAAUGAGUUUGGACGAUUCAAUAAAUGCAUAUUUUGUUAUCACAAAUAAUGCCUCUGAGGAAGACAAAGCCUACAAAGAUUUUAAGCGAGCCCUCACAUAUCUACAAAAUCAUAUUCCCGAAGAGAAUAUACGACAAAUAAAGGCCAGUGAAGGAUUUCCCUUGAUAGCCUCUGGUAGGCUAUCGAAAAAAGAUGUUUUCAUAUUUGAUCGUUUCGAAGGUGAUUUCUUUCAACAACUACAGCAGACAAAAUCAAUUAUAAUAGGGCCACCAUGUCUGAUCAAUUGUCUACUAAAGAAUCAAGAGAUACCUUUGGGUACCAGUCCCGUGUAUACGGCAGCUAUGCGAGAUUUACAAAUAUCGGCGACCGGCAUUACACCACAAGAGAAGGAAAAGUUGAAGGGUUUGAUUCAAUGGAUGGGUGGUCACUAUUUUCAGAAUUUCAGUCGUUCCAUUACACAUUUAAUAUCGAAUACCAUUAAAUCGGCUAAAUAUGAGCAUGCCACACUGAAUGGUAUACCAGUGAUGCAUACAGAUUGGGUUCAGCGCGUUUGGGAGCGGAGUUGUGCGGCAGAGGAUAUUUCGGCCACAGAUGAGGAAUUUGAUAAAUAUAAAUUACCUAUAUUUUUUGGUACGAAUAUUACGUGUACUGGAUUAGAGAAUGAUAAAAAGAAUGAAGUCAUGCGCCUGGUCAACGAAAAUGGUGGCACCUACCAUCGUGCUUUUCGUUCACAAUUAGUUGAUAUUGUUAUAACCGAAAAGGAUAAAACUAAUUCAGAAAAAUAUGCAGCUGCAGUGCGUUAUAAAAAAGACAUACUCUUACCCGAAUGGAUAUUUGAUAGUGUACAAAAGGGAUUUGCUUUGCCCACGAAACCCUAUCAAGUAAAAUCAUUAAAAGUUUCCACGCCCACCAAAACCGAUCAGAGUAUAGCAGAUUUUACGGCAGCCGAUAAUACACAUCUAUCGGAUAUAUCACGUAUAAGUACGCUGGGUUCGAAGCGUUUUAAUCAUGAUGCAAGCACUGUUAAUGAUACCAUUUGUUCGGCUAUGAAUGACACACAAAGUGGUCCAACAUUUGUUGCACCAGCAGCGCCCGUAUCCAAAGAUUUGAAAAAGGAUCUUUUGAAAAAGGCCGGUUCUGGUACACAUUACAAAUUGGUUUAUGAGGAAAUAUGCCCUAAGAAAGCUAAAAAGGCUGGAAGCUUUUUAGAUGGUUGUUGUAUUUACUUGAGUGGUUUUCGUUCGGAAGAGAGGGAGAAAUUAAAUCGUAUUUUGAAUGUAGGCGGGGCCACACGUUAUGAUGUGGUCAAUGAGAAGAUAACUCAUAUAAUAGUGGGUCAAUUAGAUGACAAUGAAUUUAAAUCCUGGAAAAAAGAUAAUUUACUAACAGCGGUAAAUAUUGUACGUUUGGAUUGGCUGCAAGAGAGUAUUAAACUCAAGCAACCUGCCAGUGAAGCCAUAUAUCGAGUUUCUCUACCAACUUCUAGAGAACCAGACGCUCCUUCUCCCUCAUCGAAAAAAACUUUGCGUUCAAUGAAUCAUAGUUUCAAACAACCAGAAAAACCCAUUAAAAAGAAAUUAUUCUCUAAAGAUUCUGAAAAAGAUGAUGACCAGGCUUCGCAAACAAAUUCCACUAUGCAACCACCUAUUGCCUCAUCAACGGAACAUCCUGUGGAAGCAGAUGAACAAGAUUUAAUUGCUCAAUAUUCCCAGGAAAAUGUACCGCAGGCUGCCAUACCUCUACCACAAACUUCAAUGCAUAAUGAUGAAUCUUUGGCCUAUCCCAUGGCUUGCUCCACCCAACUCACUGCCAAUGAACCAGCAGUGCCUCAGCCUCAAGCUGCCCCUGUACAGGCUAAUCCUUCAGAUUUAACCGAUGGUACUGGUAUUACUAUCGACUAUGAGAACUUAGAUUUUUUCCAAGGUUCAUCUUUGUACAUUGAUAAAGAUCAUUUCCCUGAAGAAUUCUAUACACAAAUGAUAAGUGAGUGUGAAGCAGCUCAAGGUAAUGUGGUGCCCUCCACAUUUCGAGAUCCAGUUGAUUAUGCAAUCGUAUCCUUUGAGAACACUUUCGAUCCAAGUCAAUUGCCUGUUAAAGCCAGACAUAUUGUAACUGAAUUAUAUGUGGAAAGUUGUAUGAAAGCCAACAAAUUAGUUCCCAUUGAAUAUUUCCACAAACAUAUACCACACACGGCCGAUUCUCGACCUCUGGAAGGCAUGACAAUUGUCAUUUCUAUUUACUCUCUCUUAGAAAGAGAUUUUAUAGAUUCUAUUGCUCAAUUAUUGGGAGCAAAUGUGAAUAAAACAUUUGUAAAGAAAGAAAAGCCUCUGUUAAUAUGUCCCUCGGCUGAAGGAUCAAAAUAUGAGGGUGCCAUAAAAUGGCGUUACCCGGUUGUAACGUCUGAAUGGUUGCUGCAGUGUGCUAAAGAAGGAAAGAAAGUUCCUUAUAAUUUAUAUUUAGUAGGCGAUAGUCCAGAUGAUUUUCCCAUAUCACCCACCUUAAGAGAGCGCAAUACUAGUAAGACUGAAACUAAAGUAACUCCUACUACUCCUAUAACACCCAUUAAUAUGGAUGUUGAUGGUGUUGAAAACAAUGUGGAAAGUGUUGAAAAUUUAAGGCAAAAUAGUGCAAGUACAAAUACUGCAGAAACGUUUACGCCCUUAAGGAAUAAAAGAGUUUCAGAACUGGCGGGACCUGGCCGUAACACUAGGCAAUCUUUAUCGAAUACCAAUAACAUGGGUCCAGAAUCUCCACACACACCUACUAAUACUUAUCCACAAGCUUCUUAUAAUUUUGAUUUUAUGGAAAUGAUUUUGGGAGAAAUAGACAAUGAAGAAGAACGUGAGUGUUUAAGAGAAGUUAUUAAUGAAAUGAAAAAUAAUCAAACGCCUGAACUGGAGCGCAUACGUAGACAGGCCUGUACUCCAAUUAAUCGCAAGUUACCAACACCUAAAGGUAUACCAGAUUUUUGUACUACACCCGAGUUUGAAAAACGUAUGGCUGAUGAGUUUGAAAGACGCUGGCGUUUACCCACUAAGAAAAUGAAACCCGAUACUCCAAUAGAUGAAAUACGUAGACGUGUAAUGCGGGCAACUUGCAAAGCUAUGGGUAUACCAUACAGUGAUGAGGAUGAUGAACAACCUGGAACAUCUUCAGGAAAAAAAUCUUCUAGAAAAGUUAUAGAUUCAAAUACCACCACCCCGUUAAAUAAUAAAGUUACUCGCAGUUCAACUAUAGCUCCUAGGUCUAUAUUUGCUCAUAAUACACCCAAUAAUAAUACUUCUAUCAAUAACACCAAGGCCGACGAUAACGAAACAUUCAAUUUACCAACUAAUGAAACCAGGAAAUCAGACACAUUUGUACCCAGCACACAAAGUCCCAACACUUCAUUAACCAGACGUAGUAUGUCAAAUACAACUGCGUCGCCUAGUGGUUUAGGGCAGAGAGCUUCAUUGGUUGGUAAAUCAACUAUUAAUUUUGAUAAAAUCAGUUUUGAAGAGACAAAUGUAGCAGAAAAUGCCACGACCACAAAGGCAAGACCAUCUGUUAAUGCCACUGCCUCACCGGAAAUUAAACAAAUUACCGAUUAUCUACGCAAUUGUGACUCUAGGCGUCAGAGUUUAAAACGUACCCGUCAAAAUAUCGAUCGUCCACAAUCUCCUGUAGAAUCUAUGGAAACAGAGGCUCAUUAUGUGCAACCAUUUGAAUCAGAACAAUUACAUACCCAAGAUUUGGUGGGAUGGCGUGAUCCGGCGGAAUUCGGAGCCCAAAGACGUUCGAAAAUGGCGGAAAAAUCUAUGCAAUACCAAGGAACACCUCGUUUUAGUAUUUCCUGUUCGGAUGAGGAAACCAGAGAUGAUGUUAUUGGUAAAAUAUUACAAUUGGGAGGAGAGGUCUGCGAGAAUUUGGUGAAUUUUGAUCCAGAAUGUACACAUUUUGUUUGUGAAAAGCCCAAUCGUGGCGAAAAAAUGUUAGGUUGUAUUUCGUCCGGCAAAUGGGUUUUGAGUAUCAAGUACAUUGAAGAAUGUUUUGCCAAAGAUGUUUUCAUCGAUGAGGAGCUCUAUGAAUGGGGCAAUUGUAAAGCUCUUAAUCUGCCACAGUUAUCCCCCGAUGAACAGGUUAUUGCCUCAGCAGCACAUCGUUGGCGCAAACAAUUAGCCACCGAUGUCCAUGGUAAUCGUAAUGGUGCUUUCACUGGCAUUAAAGCCAUUUUACGCAUCUCAGGCCGUAACAUAGAUGCCCUCAAGAAUGUCAUUAAGGCGGGUAAAGGUGAAAUUAUUGAAGCAUCAUCUCCUUACUCCAGCUGUUCGCAGUCAUCUCAAGCUUCGCAUUGUUUUGUUGAUGUUAAAAAGUGUCCCUUAAAUCAGGAAGACUAUCGUUUUCUGAAAAAUCAUGACAUCUUCGUUUUAUCUCAAAUGUACAUUAAUGCCUUCUUGAUGAAUGGCGCUGAUGUGGACAUGUCUAAAUAUGAGAUAAAUAUGUAGAUAUUUUAGAAUAUCAUAUGAAAUCAUCAUGUAACGUUACAUACAUACUUACUAAUUGUUGUAAUAUUUAGAUUUAUUUUGUCAUUUCUUUUAAAUUCUUUUAUAUCAUAUAUAUUGUCAUAAAGAUAUCACACUAUUUGUAUCAUCUAUGGUUAGUAUUUAAUGUUAAUAAUAAAUAUGUUCUUGUUUUUCGGCAAACACGU